This is a messenger RNA of Trichoplusia ni (cabbage looper), 1961 nucleotides long. RefSeq lists its product as uncharacterized. NCBI's taxonomy places the organism in Eukaryota, Metazoa, Arthropoda, Insecta, Lepidoptera, Noctuidae. Bases 255 to 1904 code for a protein of 549 amino acids. The record is from RefSeq and is a predicted model, not a curated record. The transcript is spliced from 4 exons.
UGCUGAAUAGCCAGAAGAGGCCAGAAGGGAGAAAUACACAUAAACCUAGAAUAGAAGAAAUAAUGAAUACGUAACACAAUUUACAGAACGUCAAUAUGGAUGUGCACAAUAAUUAUACAUAUGUUACAACAAAAUCAAAAUGAAUAAAUAUCUACAUAAAUUACUACUAAUGAAAAGCCCCAGCCCUUAACAAAGAAAUAGAAAUAUAAACUACACUCUCUACACAUAACUGUAAUGUAUAAGAAGAUUUUAACAUGUCUGCAACCAUAAAAGGCAUAAAAUGUGCAUCCGCCGCAAAGACAAUGCCCAACCAACAUCGAGAGAAAACACCGCAACCAGAACGGAAAAGCCACCAUAAACCCAAGAUCAUCACACCUGAUUUAUCAGACAUCACACUGAACUCAUCGGAAUCAGAAUUGGUUGCGAAACCAAACAAAAUCAAAAGUGGACUAACAUUGAAGAAAGUUUACAAUGUCGAAGCCCUAGAAAUUGACAGACCCAAUAGUGCGAAGAAGCUGAAAAAAGACAAAUCGAAAAUCAAUGACAGCAAGAUCCAAAAAAAGAGUGAGUUGCUUAAUCGAGAUAGAGAAAAAUUAAAAAAUAAAAGCCAAGAAAAGGCUCUGCAAAAGAAAAAUCAAUACAAAUUGACUAAAAAGAAAAGUAAAGAAAAAGUCAUAAAAUUGAAAAAAAAUGAUUCAGACAAAUCUACUGUUAGUUUAAAACGCGGAAAAGAUUCAACUAAAGCAUUAACUUGUGACCAUGAGGAAUAUGUUGAAAAUCGUCUUAGCUAUAAAAUCUGGCAUAUAAUGAAUCGCGACAGUAAAUUCGAUAGAAUGCAUGCAUCAGACUCUGAAACGAAAAAGCACAUUAUAUCUGUAAUAAAGAAGUAUAACGCGAAGGAAUUGAAACACUUUAAUCGGCCAAGGGAGACUCAGACUAGCCAGGAAAGUUUCAGCAGCGGCAACAAAAGUAAUGCAAUCAAACGAAGAGUACGGAAACAGCUAUGGUACUUGGCUAAAAACGCUAUAAAAAAUAAUGCGCACUGGAGUACAUUUUUAGCUGAAAACAAUAUAAUUGUGGACAACAUUAAUAUCGACAAGUUUGAUCUUAGCCUCAUUGAUAUCGAUGCACUGGGCAUUGAAAAUAAACUGCUUAAACGUACAAUUGUUUGGCUAUUUAAAAAAGGAACACAAAAGACAGAAAUUGUUAAGGAAAAGAAAAUUGGUUGGUUCAGAAAAUUAUUUAAAAAGAAGGUGGUUAGUCCUGAGAAUAACGUGAAGCAAAAGAAAAAAGCGCAUGGAACAUCUGUUAUAACUCUUUUUAGAAAUAAAAUACAGAAAUCAAAAUUAGUUGUUAAGGAUAUAGAAUUAAUUGAAGGAGUCGACACGAAUGAUUUAAAAAGGAAGUACUCCAUACAUGGUACUAGGGGUAAACUGCUUGAAGGAAUGGUUGCAGAUUAUAAGCAAGGAAGAAUUUCUUUACCAGGGCUAUCACACAAAUCCAAAUUUCAUGAUAAACCUCUCAAUAAAGCGCGAUUAAACCAAAUGCUCAAUGAAUACGAAAGAACAAAGAAGCAAAAAACCCUUGCAGAAGUUCAAAAUAAUGUUAAAGUAUUGAAAAAGAAGUUUUCGAUGUCUGCAGCUCAGGCAAAGAAGUUAGAUAAAGUAGUUCAAGACUUAGGCAAACAAAAAGUUUCCAAACUGGAAAUAGCCAACGAACUACUAGAUCCUAAUAAGCUUACAAAAGAACGUGUCAAUAAAUUUAUAAAGCAAUACGAAGAAGCUCAAAAGAAGAAAAGAGGAGUCUCUUACAUGAUAACGCAAAGUAAACUAUUGUUAAUGCUGUCAAAACAAAAAAUCCACAAUUUGAUGGAAGACCAAGGGUUUCUGAAGAAAUAUAUGUAACAUUAAAAUUUGCUGUGUUUCAUGUUUGUAAUAAAUAAUUCAAUUGCAAUUUGUUAA